Danio aesculapii is the source of this 1053-nucleotide messenger RNA. RefSeq names its product guanine nucleotide binding protein (G protein), alpha transducing activity polypeptide 1 (gene gnat1). Gene Ontology annotation, molecular function: G-protein beta/gamma-subunit complex binding; GTP binding; GTPase activity. Gene Ontology annotation, biological process: adenylate cyclase-modulating G protein-coupled receptor signaling pathway. Lineage: Eukaryota; Metazoa; Chordata; Actinopteri; Cypriniformes; Danionidae. The coding region runs from base 1 to 1053 and encodes 350 amino acids. The record is from RefSeq and is a predicted model, not a curated record. The transcript is spliced from 8 exons. Gene Ontology annotation, cellular component: heterotrimeric G-protein complex.
AUGGGGGCCGGGGCGAGCGCCGAGGAAAAACACUCCAGGGAGCUUGAGAAGAAGCUGAAAGAGGACGCAGACAAAGAUGCCAGGACCGUCAAACUUCUGCUUCUAGGUGCCGGAGAGUCGGGAAAAAGCACAAUUGUCAAACAGAUGAAAAUUAUUCACAAAGAUGGUUACUCCCUUGAGGAGUGCUUGGAGUUCAUUGUCAUCAUCUACAGCAACACCAUGCAGUCAAUUCUGGCCAUCGUGAGGGCCAUGACCACACUUAACAUUGGCUAUGGUGACGCUGCCGCACAGGAUGACGCAAGGAAGCUGAUGCACUUAGCAGACACCAUUGAGGAGGGUACCAUGCCGAAGGAGCUGUCAGACAUUAUCCUGAGGUUGUGGAAGGAUUCGGGCAUCCAGGCGUGCUUCGACAGAGCCUCAGAAUACCAGCUCAACGACUCUGCUGGAUAUUAUCUGAACGACCUGGAGAGGUUGAUCCAGCCCGGCUAUGUCCCUACUGAACAGGAUGUCCUGCGUUCAAGAGUGAAGACCACUGGUAUCAUCGAGACCCAGUUCUCCUUCAAAGACCUCAACUUCAGAAUGUUUGAUGUGGGUGGUCAGCGCUCAGAGAGGAAGAAGUGGAUCCACUGCUUUGAAGGUGUGACCUGCAUCAUCUUCAUCGCUGCUCUGAGUGCAUACGACAUGGUGCUGGUGGAGGAUGAUGAAGUGAACCGAAUGCAUGAGAGUCUCCACCUGUUCAACAGUAUCUGCAACCACCGUUACUUCGCAACCACAUCUAUUGUGCUCUUCCUCAACAAGAAGGAUGUGUUCGUGGAGAAGAUCAAGAAGGCUCAUCUGAGCAUGUGCUUCCCUGAAUAUGAUGGUCCCAACACCUUCGAGGAUGCUGGCAACUACAUCAAGUUGCAGUUCUUAGAUCUGAACCUGCGACGAGACAUCAAAGAAAUCUACUCCCACAUGACCUGCGCCACAGACACAGAGAACGUCAAGUUUGUGUUUGACGCAGUAACAGACAUCAUCAUCAAGGAGAAUCUCAAAGACUGUGGUCUCUUCUAA